Molecule: messenger RNA, 1008 nt
Organism: Talaromyces stipitatus ATCC 10500
Lineage: Eukaryota; Fungi; Ascomycota; Eurotiomycetes; Eurotiales; Trichocomaceae
Exons: 2
Coding region: 1-1008 (335 amino acids)
Biological process (GO): retrograde transport, endosome to Golgi; Golgi vesicle transport; endocytic recycling
Cellular component (GO): EARP complex; membrane; GARP complex
Source: RefSeq, a predicted model, not a curated record
AUGUCCACCAUUUCGUCCCCCCGUCUAUCUACCACAUCCUCACACGCCACGUCGAUAUCAUCUCGCCGACCCUCUAUAGAUAACAGCUUGAACCCCAAUGCCAGCACUAGCGGACUCGGAAUCAAUAAUCAUACAGGCUCAUCCAUAAAUCGCGCAGUAUCUCCAGCUCAACGUCGAAACCGUGCCGCGCUUAGAGAUUACUACAAUAUCAAGUCAUCGACGGGUGACGAAGCGACAAGCUCGGCUACAGGUGCUCCUCGCUCGACUGAUGCAAGCGAACUUUUCGGAUCGCCGUCAAUUACUGUUACCUCUGAACUAGACAAUCCUGAUUUCGACGCACAAAAAUACAUUGACCAGUUACUGGCUACUUCCUCUCUAUCGACGGUUCUGAAGGCAGAGAAUACUUUGGUCGGCGACAUACGUACACUAGAUGGCGAGCGCAAGGCUUUAGUCUAUGAUAAUUACUCGAAAUUGAUUCGCGCAGUCGAGACUAUAGGGACCAUGCGACGGAGUAUGGAGGAACGAGGAGCGCCAUUGACGAUGACGAAAACACUUGGUCCCGCUGUGGCAUUUGUUGCUGAGACUGCUAGUGGCUUGAUCAAGGAAGGUGAAGAGCUUCGUCGCAGAGUUCAGGAUGCGAAGAGCAAGGCGACUGGGAAUAAGACGGCUGAACAGGAGACUGUGGAAUGGGCUUUGGGGACACCUGACCGACUCAGACAAUACUUGCGUGAGGGCCAGACAGAGAAAGCGCAAGAGGAUUGGGCAGAGAUUGAUCACCUAUUACAAUCUUGGAAAGGGGUCAAGGGGGUUGAAGAACUGAGAGCGGCUUGCGAAGAGAUCAUGAAAGAUCAGGAGAAGGAGUCUGUCCAUGUUUACGGACGAUGCCAUGAUUCGAUCCUGAUUUCUCAGGCAAAGGCACUUUCUCGAGAAUGUUCUCAUGGCCAUUUAUCUCCAAACAGAAUGUGCUCCAAACUGUCCUACAUUCGCAAACUGAGCUAUGCCGUGUAA